AAUAAAUUUAUCAACCUGCCCAACUCUGAGCAUGACGGCAUUUUGGGUUUAACUAUUUGGUAACAGUCAAUAAGUAACUAAAUGAUAUGGCACGAUUGCGCAACAGGCGCAUUCACACGUGCACAGCCAGGAAGUUUCAGUUCCUUCUACGGAAGCUAUAAAACCAUGCUCGAUUCCGGGAUGGAGGUUUCACUAUGAGAUCGGUUAUUGCAGUACUAAUUCUGCUAUCGUUGGAAACCCUCGACGCGAGGGUAUGCCCUAGCAAGGAUUGUGAUGAUCCGAACGAAGAGUACCGGAUAUGUGGAUCAAUGUGCGAAAAAUCCUGUGACAACUUGGACGGUUGUGAUUUGUGCCCAGCGAUUUGUGUAUCGGGAUGCUUUUGUAAAGAUGGAUAUGUUCGUGAUUCGUAUGGGGUCUGUGUGUUAGCUUGUGAUUGUCCUGAUAUAACAACGACAACGGUAGCACCAACUACCAAAAAGAAGAAACGGUGCAAGCGACCAUGUAAAUGCAGGACAACUACUACUGCAGCACCUACUACUACGACGACUGAAGCACCUCCUUGUGAUUGUGUUACUACUACACCUGAGGCACCUACAUGUGGCUGCGAAACUACUACAACUGAAGCACCUCCUUGUGAAUGUUCUACUACUACACCUGAGGCGCCUCCGUGUGAUUGUUCUACUACAACAACUGCUGCACCUUCAUGUGAUUGUGUUACUACUACACCUGAAGCUCCGCCAUGUGACUGCGGUACUACUACACCUGAAGCACCUCCAUGUGAAUGUGCUACUACUACACCUGAGGCACCUCCAUGUGGCUGCGAAACUACUACUACAACUGCAGCACCGCCUUGUGAUUGUGGCACAACUACAACGGUAGCACCUCCUUGUGAUUGUCCAACUACUACGCCUGAAGCCCCUCCAUGUGAUUGUGCUACUACUACAACUGCAGCACCUCCUUGUGAAUGUCCUACUACAACACCUGAAGCACCCCCUUGUGAGUGUGCCACUACUACACCCGAAGCACCUCCAUGUGACUGUGCUUCUACUACAACUGAAUCACCAGCAUGUGACUGUUCUACUACUACAACUGCAGCACCGCCUUGUGAUUGUCCUACCACGACACCGGAGGCACCUCCAUGUGAUUGUGGCACAACUACAACGGAAGCACCGCCUUGUGAUUGUCCUACUACGACACCUGAAGCCCCUCCUUGUGACUGUGCCACUACUACAACUGCAGCUCCUCCGCCCUGCAAUUGUGCUACUACUCCAUGUAGUUGCCCUUGA
Aedes albopictus (Asian tiger mosquito) is the source of this 1286-nucleotide messenger RNA. RefSeq names its product mucin-2. The coding region runs from base 195 to 1286 and encodes 363 amino acids. NCBI's taxonomy places the organism in Eukaryota, Metazoa, Arthropoda, Insecta, Diptera, Culicidae. The record is from RefSeq and is a predicted model, not a curated record. The transcript has 2 exons.